AUGGGAGUAGGUGGAUCGGACCCUACCUCAAUUCAGUCAGCAUCCUGCCCUCGUGACAUUGUAGAGCUUUUCAAUGUGUACUUUUCAUCUGUUCUAAACGGCAACGACAAUCCAAUUGAUUCAACAACUCCUCCCUCAACUACCAGUUGCGGAUCUGCUCUGUCAGAAUUGAACCUUUGCCUCGACGACGUUUUGGUUGUUCUUCAAAACCUUGAUGCCGGUAGAGCAACGGGCCCUGACGGUAUACCUCCCAGACUUCUAAAAGAAACUGCCCAUCAAAUUGCUCCAUCUUUAUGCUCUCUAUUUAAUCGAUCUCUCAAUAGUGGCUCUUUACCAGAGGACUGGAAACUGGCUAACAUCGUUCCAGUUUUCAAGAAAUUAGACAAAACCCACGUUGAGAACUAUCGUCCGAUUUCACUCCUCUGCAUCGUAUCGAAAGUCCUCGAGCGCUGCGUGCUGAGCAAGCUGCGUGUUCACUUGUUGGAACUAAUUAACACCUCACAACAUGGAUUUAUCCCAGGCAGAUCAUGUACCACCCAGCUAGUUGAGGUGCUCAAUUCCAUUGGUUCUCUGUUAGACUCGGGUAAACAAACAGAUGUCAUUUUCAUGGACAUGUCUAAGGCCUUCGACAAG
Molecule: messenger RNA, 633 nt
Organism: Paramuricea clavata
Lineage: Eukaryota; Metazoa; Cnidaria; Anthozoa; Malacalcyonacea; Plexauridae
Source: the annotation of a GenBank genome assembly